AUGGCCAAGCAAAAGUCAUCCGACGACCAACUGCUGAAACUGUUCCAAGAAUUUGACAAAGAUAAAAGCGGCUGUUUGAGUCGAGACGAGGUCGAACAGAUCCUAAAACUGGGGAACAAAAACAUAAAACAAUCACAUGUUGAUGAAGUGUUCAAAUUUUUCGAUACCGACGGUGGCGACCAGAAAAUCACUUUUAAAGAAUUCAAGGAGGGUCUGCAAAAAAUUGCGGCCUUCAUCCAGGGGAUCAAAGAUCUCUUCAAAUCUUACGACAAGGAUAAAAGUGGAACUCUGGACAAAAAUGAAAUGAAGAAGGUACUCGACGAAUGUGGGCACAAGUUCACUGAUGCUGAAGUCAACGAGAUCUUCAAACAAGCAGAUCGAAAUAAUGAUGGCAAAAUAUGUAUCGACGAAUUCAUGAAUUGCUUGACGUAG
Molecule: messenger RNA, 432 nt
Organism: Candidula unifasciata
Lineage: Eukaryota; Metazoa; Mollusca; Gastropoda; Stylommatophora; Geomitridae
Source: the annotation of a GenBank genome assembly